Messenger RNA from Rodentolepis nana, 6504 nucleotides. NCBI's taxonomy places the organism in Eukaryota, Metazoa, Platyhelminthes, Cestoda, Cyclophyllidea, Hymenolepididae. The record is from the annotation of a GenBank genome assembly.
AUGGGCAAAACUAAAAAAGAUGAAAAAGCAAUGGAAAUGGAGACGAAUUCCUACACCGUUGAUUUGGAAAAUGCCAAUCAGUCCGUCUGGAUAUUAAAAGUGCCCCAGGACCUGGUGGAUAUUUGGAGGAAAGAAACUUCCAAAGGUGAUCGAAUGGAGAGUUUGUAUGUCGGGGAUUUUGUGGAAUGCAGUCAAGUAAAAGAAGGGUGUGAGACUGAAAAAAAACGAUAUUUUAUAAGUGACGAGGAACUAAUGGGGAAAGCUAAUGUAAAGGAGUCUCCCAUUCCUCAUGUAUACACUUUUGAAAAGGCUUCAAGGAAACCAGAAAUAGACGUUGAUUCACAAAUGGAAUCCUGCGACGAAUCAUCAAACAAAUUAUCAAAUCAAAGACAUUUUGUAUUAGGCGAAGCAAGUGGAAUUCAAACUGACACCACGGCGCCCCGACAUUCAAUGUUUGGAAAAGUUAAGCACAAAUACAAUUUGAACGCACUUGGAUUGGACCAGGCUUCAACACUUUCUAAAAAGGGGAUAGAAAUUGAAAGAAAGGUAGAUAGAAAGAUAAAGAUAAUCAAAGAAAGCGACAUUCCGAAAGAAGAAGUGGAGUCAAUGGCUAACAUAGAGGUAAACGUGUCGAAGCAAGGCGGGAGAAGAGCAAGUCUCUCCUGCCCUGCAGUUGAUAAAACCGUUCUUGAAGCUUUUGAGGACAACUACCGAAUUUCACAGCAGGAUCUUUUGAGAUUAACAAAACUACCGAAGUUCGUUUUUUCUGUGGACGCAAUUUUGUUCGAUGAACUUUUAGUCCUAACGGGGAUGAGAAAGAAAUCAGUGGCUACUAAAUUAUCAAUUCAUCCUGAUUUUAUUUCGACUGAAUUAGCAGGUGUCUCUUUUACAACGGAUGUUCCUUCGUCUGAACAGCCGUCGCGUAUUUUCAAAGCAGAAACCGAAAAUAUAGAGCAAUCAAGUGAAAGUGUUAUUAUUUCUACCGAUAUCUCUGGCAAAAUGACUCUCCCAGAUGGGACACCGGUUGUCCAACCUGCUGAUGUCGGGGACACAACUGAUUAUUCACUCCAAUAUGAUCUUCAAGAUGGUGUUCUUCCUCGAAGACCAUUCUCUAAUUCAUUUCAAAUCGGCAGUGUCGAUACCGUAAAAUGUACUAGUUGUGCUCUUCGAAUGAGCCCCUUUGGCUGUACCGUUCAUCCAAAGUUGGGCGUUAUUCUCUGUAAAAAAUGUCUCAAAUUUUAUGGGAAAGGCGAAUUUGCAAAAGAUACUGAUGGUAAAGACGAAAAUUGCCGCUGGUGUGGUGAUGGUGGUGAUUUGAUUUGCUGUGAUUCCUGUUCUAACACAUUCUGCAAGAGUUGCAUAAAGCGUAAUCUUGGUCGAACUUUCCUCCAAAAUAUUGAAGAUUUGCCUGAUGGUGCCUCUUGGUACUGUCUAAUAUGUGAUCCCUCCCCCUUGGUGCCACUUCAACGGGAAUGUGCUGAAGUUUUUGAUCGCGUCAAAGCUUUGGCCGAGCAAGCUCGUAAAAGAUCCGAAAUGAAACGGAAUCGGCCCUUCGUUCAAGCUCCUUCAAAGACUACACUGAUACCAACAACUCAGGAUCCCGGUUCUAAACCAAAUAACCAAAAUCCCCCAUAUAUCGCAACUGUUAUAAAUAUGGAAUUUCCCGAACCCCGAGUGACUGUUUCAACCAAAGGCCAAACAGCUCCAGUAACGUGCAAUUCUGUUGACUUUUAUCUCAAAAAUGCAUCUAUUGCCGGUAUUCUCGAUCAGAUCUCUACGAUCACUCCGGACAACUUCACAGAAGUUAUUCGCUCUAUUCGAUUUUGCAUGGAAACUUUCUCUAAUGACAUUAGAAGAGCUGAGACAAGCUUUACGAAGGCAACAAAUCGAGAGGAAAUCCAGACAACUGUUAAGACAUUUCAGUCAAUUUUCCGAUAUCACUUGCUCAGUCGAUUCGCUAAUGUAGUCUUGCGAGUUAAUGAAGAGAUUGCUAAAAGAUCUGACUCUGUCAAAUUCACUUCAACUCUUUCCGAAACUAUUGAUCUCACGGACGAUUUAGAGACGGCUAAUGGAAAUCCUUCUCAGAUUUCGUCAUCUAAUUCCUCUUCGAGACGAAAGAUGUCUGGUUUGGCAGCAAGUAGGUCAGCUUCUUCUUUAUCUCAAGUAAAACGGCGGAAAACUCUCCAAGUUUCAGCUGCGAACAAUGAAGCUGAGAAGUUGACAUCAGUUGCUGUGGUUGCGCCCAAAUCAGUUAAUGCAAGCGAAGCUGGCGUUCCUUCGCCAAAUGCAACAUCAACUCGUGGGUUGUACAAAGACAUGUCUAACUUCAAAUGUAUUAUGCUCCUCUCCCCGGUCCAGUCGGUAAGUUCGAGACAGAGUGAAAACUCAACAAGGUCGUGGUCUGUAGCUCGGACUCUUAGGUCUCGAAGGAAUGUCAGCGAUAAGGAAUCUAUUACCAUUUCUUCCGAUUCUGAUAGCCAAGUUUCUCUUCAUUAUAAUGAAGAAGGGCAAGAACCGACGAAAGGGACAGAUGACACAGUGAUAAUUUAUGAACAUGAGGAGGAGGAACCCAUUAUUAAUCAGGAUGAUGUAGUUACUGUACUUUCUGAUAGUCCUAUUAUUAACUCCGCCGAUGGACACCAAUCUCCCUCUGGACUCCCUCAAGAUUCUGUCGAUUUCACUGUUCUAUCUACAUCUGGGGAACCAGUCAAGAAGCAAAAGGGAGGUAAAAUGGAGAGAGUCAUUUAUGAGCGAACUCUUUCUUCAAACUCGGAUGAUGAAUCAUUGCCAAAAGCAGGCGAAAAGCUUGUCAUUCCGGCAGCUAAACGCCAAACAUCUAAAUCUGUUGCCAAUGCACCGAGCAGUAGCAGUAGACGUCAAAGAAUUUUUUACUCUGAUGACGAAGUUGAAAUGAAGGAAGAAAAUGAUGAAGCCGAGGGAGAUGAUGCUGACACUAAGGGUAGCAGUGACACGAAACUAAAGCCAAAUGUGAAGGCGCGAGAUAAUGGCGUGUCAACGAAACGUCGUUUACGUCGCAGGCUUAAGCGGUCAUCAAGAUUCUCUUCGGCGAGUAAUAGCUCUAGAAGCUCCUCAUCUAGCUCUAGUGAUCUCGAAAUUAGUGUUCCUAAAGCUGAAGGUAGCCCAUUUAGGAAAAAUGGUCUAAAGGAGGAAGUUAAGAAGGCUGCUGUCCAAGCGGAAAAGUCUAAAAAAUCUGGCUCUUUCGAUGGAGAGGAAGGCUGCGAUGAAGAAGACGAUGCCGAUGGAAAGAGGGGAAGAAGGAAGAUUAGAAAAAUUCUCAAGGAUAAGAAGCUCUCCUCUGAGACCAAGAAUGCUGAAGCAUUGGAAAAAGAGAGACGAAAACGUCUUGAAGAGAGGCAAAAGUUGUACAACAGUGUGUUGGAGGACCCUACUGAGGGAUCAAGUACUAAAAAUGCUCGGCUGGUUUUGGAUUUCAAGAAGGACACUGAGGAGGCUGUUGUCGAAGUCCACCCUGAACUUGUCAAGCAUUUGAAGCCCCAUCAAAUACAAGCCGUUCGCUUCCUCUACGAUAACAUAAUCGAGUCACUGGAUGAGCACAAGGAGAACAGAAAUCGUUUGAAUGGAGCCAUUCUGGCCCAUUGCAUGGGUCUAGGCAAGACCCUCUCAACAAUCACUUUUAUUCACACCCUCUUGACUCACAAAGAUGUUGGCUUGGGAAUUAAAACCUGUCUCAUUAUCUGUCCUGUCAACACUCUUCUCAACUGGCUUCGAGAAUGGCAACACUGGAUGCCUGAAGAUGCUGACGUUAAUGUGUUCGAACUGGCUACUGCAAACGCAAGUAACUUCCGUGCGGAAAUCAUACGUCGUUGGCAGAAUGAGGGAGGUGUCAUGUUAAUGGGUUAUGAUAUGUAUCGCAAUCUGACUACUUCUCUCCUGAAGAAAACCCGAAAACUGUCGCUGAAAAAGUUAAUUCUUUCAGCUCUCACUGACCCCGGUCCGGAUAUUGUGGUGUGCGAUGAAGGUCAUUUGUUAAAGAAUUCCAAAACCGGCGUCACAAAAGCUAUUAACAGUCUCAAGACCCCGAAGCGAAUUAUUCUUACUGAUUGGACAAUGGUGAAUUUUGUAAAGCCCAAUCUUCUCGGCUCUGCUAAGGAAUUCGCGAACAGAUUCGUGAAUCCGAUUAAGAAUGGUCAACAUUCUAAUUCAACUCAACGUGAUGUCCAGCUGAUGAAGAAGCGAGCUCACGUCCUAUUCAAAACUCUUGACGGUUGCGUACAGCGACGAGACUACAGUUGUCUAACAAAGUAUCUUCCUCCCCGUUUGGAGUAUGUGCUAAAAAUCCGACUCUGUGAUGUCCAGUGUGAACUCUAUCGAGCCUUCUUACAGACUCGAGCUGAUAGGGGCCUGACGACUGGCGAUGAUCAGAAAAGUACGCUCUUCAGUGAUCAGCAAACUCUUUAUCGAAUUUGGACACAUCCAUUCACCCUCAAAAUGCAUGAAACACGGGAAGCUAGAAGAGCUUUCCUGGAAGAUUCUACUUCAGAAGAUGAAGAACUUACUGACGAAAAUGAAGAGGAGGGUGGUUCCAGUGGUUCUGACUCAGAUUCCGAUUCGGAGUCUUCCGAAUCUGCUGCUUCUACACCCGCCGAGGUUCCCACCGAAUCCUCACGUUCAACUCGAGCGACAAGACGCCAAUUGCGUGGUAGUGCUAGUGCUAUGGAACUUUCUGGUGCUAAUGGAGGCUUGAUCACUGGUGAUGGUAGUUACUCAGCUUCUUCAGGGACAGUUCAUAUAGAUGGAACUGGCGAUAGAGCUAACGGUGGCCUAUAUGGUGAUAGAUUCACAGAGGAAGAUAUUCUCAAACCAUGGUGGCGUCCCCUCUACAAGAAUGACUAUGACUUACGUAUUGAUGUUGGUGCGAAAUUGAGUGCCCUCUUUUUUAUCCUCAAAAAAUGCUCCGAGAUUGGUGACAAGGUGCUUGUUUUCUCACAAAGUCUCUUCUCUCUUGAUCUCAUUGAAUGGUUCCUUGCUGCUAUUGAUCGACAAUGGUGCAUGUCGCAGGGUCUAGAAGUUGAUACAAAUUCGAAGCAGUCCCAAGAGUUGGAUCUUUUGUUCAGUUCGGAAACAUUUGAGAUGCCCUCUCUGGUUCAGUACUUCUCUGACAUGGAAAGAAACACUUGGCGUCGUGGUCAUGAUUACGAGCGAAUCGAUGGAAGCCUUUCAGCGGUUCAACGAAACACUCUUCAAACUCGAUUUAACAGUCCUGGUCAACGGUUUCGUCUCUUAAUUAUUUCAACCAAGGCCGGAGGGUUGGGUGUGAAUUUAACGGCGGCGAAUCGUCUCAUUAUAUUUGAUGUCUCUUGGAACCCCAGCCAUGACAUUCAAUCUAUCUUCAGGAGCUAUCGAUUCGGUCAAACAAAACCGGUCUACAUCUAUCGUAUGGUGGCUCAGGGCACUAUGGAGGAAAAGAUAUAUGAUCGACAAGUGACGAAACAAUCUCUAGCCCUCCGCGUCAUAGACGAACAGCAAGUUGAGCGACACUUUAAAGAAGAAGACCUCCGUGAACUCUACACUUUUGAGCCAGAACUGUGGGAUGCUGAGUUGGCAGCCACGCGUCCUCCUCCCUCUUACCCUAAAGAUCGUCUUCUGGCCGACCUAAUCUCUGAACAGCCUCACCUCGUAGUGAGUUAUCACAAUCAUGACUCACUGUUGGAGAAUCGUAUAGACGAAGGUCUCUCUGAAGCGGAGCGCGCUGAAGCGUGGCGGGAGUACGAGGAAGAGAAACGUGUUGGACGUCCUAUGACAGAGUUCCAACGCCUCUUACUCAAUAACCCUCAGGCAGCUUUGGCUCACAGACAGCAAAUUGAGGAGGAACAAAGGAGAAUGGCUACUAUGCAUUAUAAUGCUGGUGGCAGAGGAACUAGGCUUCCUUAUGCUUCUAUUAACCCAUCACCACAGGGUAUUGAUUCGAUGUUUACCACGUUGCCGGCAGGUGCUGUCAACCAUGCACAAAGGCCGCCCAUGUUUCAACACCAACGAGAAGUUUUCCGCCCCAUUGAACCUAGAAUGAGUUUUGUUCAACCUCAAAUCCCUCAAAAACGAACCAAUCCUCUGGAAUCAACACCACGAGAUUCAAAUACCCGAAAUGCCCUGUCAGAGUCCUACAAUGCGGUGCAGAAUAUGCUCCUGAGUCGUUUCCCCAUGUUAGCUCGUGCCCCUGGCGCUCUGCAUGAUAUGUCCGUGAGAUUAUUUUUAGACAAUGUGGCGAAUACAAUCGCCGCUCAAAACACUCAGUCUGGCCUGGCUCAUCAGCCACAGCAACCAAAUUUUGCAUCGCUGGUGGCACAACCUCAUCAACCUGUCCCCCCACACUUCCCAACUUCCCUGCCUCAACCCAAUUUCCCUAAUUGGAACCCAGCCGCUGCCGCUGUCAGAAGAGACGUUAUUGGCACCAAUGACGUCAACCGGCACCCACCUCCCGUGGUUGUCGAUGUGGACAAUGAAUCUCCAGUCGAAGAUGCUUAG